AUGGCCUCUAAUGUUUGCAGGGAAUUUGUGGACAAAAUCUUAGGCAUAUUAGAAGGAGAUGACUCAAUAUAUCCUUCUGGAAACUACAAGGUCAAUGGAGAUCACAUUCAGGACCUGUCUGUGAGUCCCAACUUAUCUAGUUGCCACUCAUCUUAUGGUAGGCCUGAUCUUCUUGUCCAUUGCUGCCCUCCAGAAAGUGAAGGAGAAGAGGCCAUCAUUGAUUUUCAAUUUCCGGAUCCUUUGACUCCUUUACGAGUUUGA
Prunus armeniaca (apricot) is the source of this 261-nucleotide messenger RNA. Lineage: Eukaryota; Viridiplantae; Streptophyta; Magnoliopsida; Rosales; Rosaceae. The record is from the annotation of a GenBank genome assembly.